AAGUCGAUACAUCACAUUACGGUGGAUUGACAUCGUCUCCACGUUGGUCAGGGGCAUCGACAGGGGUCUUUGAGCCAAAUAGGGGCUCGAAGCGAGACGUCAGCCCUGAGUCAACAAAGCCAAAUCAGACUUCGACAAGACAAGAUCUAUCCCCAGACGAAGGAUUAUAUGAUUUCAAAUGUGAAUAUCAUCAGCAGCAACAAAGCAGGGGCCAGGCACAGGAGUCCAAGAUUAACGAAGCAGACAUCGACUGUGCCCGACAGAUCGAGUACUCCUUUAAUGCACCUCCUUUUCUCACAGAGACAUUUGAUGCCAGAAUCCGAGCUGCCGCCCAUCCGCUGCUGGUCCCCUAGCAUGAAGUCGAAAAGAAGUUCGUCGGGAUAUCAAAUUUCUUGCCCAACUUCCAUGACGAGGGACUCAAUUUUGAGUUUCGAACACGGACAGCACCAGCUCGGACCCUUUUCCCCGCCACGACGCAAUUGACGAAUCUGGAACAGAACGAAUCUAUGUCUUUCAACAACACACGAAUGAUGUCUUUGCUUACUUCACUCGUUGAGAUGUCGUUGAGAUACUCUCCUUGGUCAGGAUCGAACUUCACAUCGGGUAACGACUUUCCUACGGCCCGGAGCGAUUGUCAUUACUUUGCUGUAGGAUGGAAGCGAACUACCACUACCUUCCCUGACUUAUUGGCUCGAGUUGGAGUGAACAAGCAGCAUCUCAAUGAUCUUAAUGCAGAACAUGGACAGAUUAUGCGUGAGCUCUCGGUGCUUGAGGAGCUCCAAGGCCCGUUGAUACGCUUCCUGGAGGCCACAAGAAUGCAGUAUUGGGAUGCCAAGUUUGACUUCAAUAUCAUGGUCAUGGACGAGCUCGAUCGUUUGAAGACUUAUAGACGGUUAUUGUUAGAGCGUCUUGAGGCGAUCCGGAACGAGAUGGGACAUCUCGAUGGCAUAGAUGUAGGACUGGAUAUGGAUCACCUCUCUUUGGAGGAGGAAGAUGAACAGUUCCGACGUUUCGAAGGUAAUGAAUCCCAAUGCCAUUGGCAUCACAACUUCCAUACCGAUCAGCACGACUCACCAGUCAGCUUCGAAGAGAACCAUGGCAUACAUGAGGAGAAAGCUGUGAAAAGGAAGGCUAAACUUCAGCUCGAAGAGUACAACAAACGCUGGGAAUCGAUCCUCUCUCGGCCUCCAAACGCACCCUCCAGCUCCACAGCUAUCGCUCGUCCUAUCACCGUACCCUACCCUGUCCUCUCAAGCACCGCCUCAUCCUCGUCCACUCCAACACCUUCCACCUCCCCAGCCUGGGCAACGCACAUCUUCUUCUGCCACGCCUUCAACCUGACUCCAUACCUCGAACCCCAUCCACUAAAGUCACCACUCUCACCUGACAGACUCGCAUUCUAUGCGUCCGGGCCGCGAGAGAGCCAGAUAAAGGAUCUGAUGGGCCUGAGGAGUCAGCUGAAGAUGGAAAAGGUGCGCUGGCAUGAGGAUCGGCUAAGAGCUGUGUUUGGGGAUGUGGCGGCGAGGGAAGAGAGGGCGAAGGCGGUUUGGGCCGUUGUUGUGGAGUUGAAGAGCGGGGUUGAUGAAGCAUUGGCGGGGUUGGAGAGGGGUUGAAAAUAUUCUUUUGUAUGCUUUCUUUUGCUUUUGAAACGCUGGACAGACACGCGAAAUUGAUGCCAUAAUGACGAGAUUUAGCGCUCAAUAUUUCUUUUUCGAUAAUAGAGUAAUAUGGCGGCACCCACUGGUGGAUUGACGCUACUCAGCCGCUCAUAAACCUCACUAUUGCCAAUACAGCCUCCACAGUCAAGAUCGAACAUUUUCAGAUCUGUUUCUUAUUAUUCCUUUUGCUCGCAACUUAGCACUGAUUCGUGACUAUUUCCUCUUUGUGUAUCUAUAACGAUUGAAAAUAUACUAUCUGAUGUAUCUGUUUCUUUAAUAAAGAGUGAUAGGAACGCCGUAGACCCUGAAAACCUCUCAGGAAAACAAAGCAGUAUCUAAAGGCGAGAGUUUCGACUCUCACCUCAGAGCUGUCUCUACCCCCCUGUUUAGCCCCCCUGUUUUCGUCGAUAUUCGCUGUGGAGGCUGUAGGUCCCUGCCGAUCAGACUGUCAAAAAACAAGCCAAGAUCAGAGGCGGCAGGCCACAGACAGAACGAUAGAUUGACAUUCUUCAUGAUGCUAGAGCCAGGGGAUGAACCUCAUCAUACAUAAUGCAUGCAAUCAUUUUUUUUUGGAAUACGUUAUCCCGUCAAACCAAUCCUAUUUCAUCCCAUCUCAUUUUAUCCAAUCCAAUCCGACCCAGUGCAGAACCAGUCCAACCCGGUCCAGAGAGAUAGAUCGAUAGAAUAUUCCAAUACUCUCGAUGCCCUUAUAACCCCAAGCAUGCAUGAAACCUAAUCGUUGUUGAGGCCUAUCA
Cadophora gregata is the source of this 2413-nucleotide messenger RNA. RefSeq lists its product as uncharacterized. The coding region runs from base 507 to 1613 and encodes 368 amino acids. NCBI's taxonomy places the organism in Eukaryota, Fungi, Ascomycota, Leotiomycetes, Helotiales, Ploettnerulaceae. The record is from RefSeq and is a predicted model, not a curated record. The transcript has a single exon.